Molecule: messenger RNA, 2622 nt
Organism: Daphnia magna
Lineage: Eukaryota; Metazoa; Arthropoda; Branchiopoda; Diplostraca; Daphniidae
Product: adventurous-gliding motility protein Z
Exons: 23
Coding region: 206-2170 (654 amino acids)
Cellular component (GO): cytoskeleton
Source: RefSeq, a predicted model, not a curated record
CCCCAAAAAAACUGGAUGAAAUAACCAAUGGCUCCGGGAAGACAUGAACGACAUGAGAUGACCGUUACUCAAUAGACACAGGUGGAACCUGUUUCACAAGGGCAGCAUCCAAACCGAAUGACGAAAGGUAAAGUAUAUAUAAAGAAGACAGUUGUCCUCUAGACUCUUGUUCUUCUUCUGCACGCAUCAAGCAAUAUAGCUAAAAAUGAAUCGUUGCUCCUUGAUCAUCGCUACCCUCUCUGUUCUAACGUGCCUCGUCUACGGUCAAUUACCUGAAAAAUGGAACAACGAUGGCUAUCGUCCUUAUUUUGUGCUCUCACCUUCGGCAAAGAACGAUUCAGUUGAAUCGCGUACUGCAGCACAAAAGACCAAAGGCAAACAGUUUCCGAUACGUAACGUGUUUAAUCGAGGAAUUGUGCCCAGAUUGGAGUACCUCGAAGGGGCUGUCGCGAAUAUCAACAAAGAAUUUAAAACACAAACUACCAAAGAUUUAUCGGAAGCCAAUUCAAAAAUAACGGAUUUAACCCAAAAAUUAGAAAGUGCGACACAAACUUUGGAACAAACUGCAAACGAAUUGGUAGAAACAAAGUCAACGUUAGAAAUGGUGAAAGCCGAUUUAGAAAGCACUAGAAACGAUUUGAUUGAUGUCAAGCAGAGUUUUGCACAGAUGAGGACCGAUUUGAUGAAACAAAUUGAAGGAAAUCGCGAAAUGUUGGAAGUAACCACACACGAUUUGGGCAACACCAAGACGAAAGUUGACGGUUUAAGUGCAAAAUUGGACGCAGGGACUAGCAAAGGUCUGGCGGCAACAGAAAAAGAUUUAAAUGACACUAAAAACGAAUUCCAGGGCAUGAAUAGAAAUUUACAAGCUACGACGAUGGCGGAAGUGAAGGCAAACGUCGGUGAUCUGACGAAGAAAUUGAGCGAAACGGCAAGAAACGUAACAGUUACCAACGCCCUGAUUGGAGAUCUCAGUUCGCUGGUGCUUGGAGUUACCCGGAAUUUGGAAGCAACUGCAAAAGAUUUGACUGGCACCAAGGCCACAAUCAACACUAUGAGCGUGACUCUUAAAAAUGCAACGCGAACGUUGGAAGAGACUCAAAUGGACCUGAAAGAUACAAAGACCAGAAUGGGAAAUUUAACUUCAAAAUUAGAUGAUGCCACCAAAAUCCUAGUGACCACUGCAAGCGAUUUAACAAACACCAAGAUGAAACUCCACGACACUAGUGUUGAAUUGAAAGGUACGAUCAAUGCGUUGUCGGGCACUGCCAAAGAACUGGAAGACACAAAAUUAAAAAUCGGGAAUUUGACUAUGAAAGUGGACGGUACUGCUUACCUUUUUGCAGCCCAUACGAAAGGUUUGGCGGACGCAAAGACGCAAAUCCAAGCCAUCAAAACGGACUUGCAAGUUACAUCUAAAAGAUCGAGCGAAACAGCAAUAGAAAUCAGGGAACUGUUAAGACAAAUGAGCGAAACGGCGAGAAAUUUAACCAACACGAAUAUGAAAGUUGACAAUAUUGGCCUGAUAAUAUUCGGUGCUACCCAAACUUUGGCGAAAACUAACAAAGAUUUGACGGAGACCAAGACUAAAGUGGACGCUAUCGACAUGGAUCUCAAAAAUGCAACCCAAGGAUUUGAAAGGACUAGAAAUAAUGGCAAGAAUUUCGAAGCAGAGGCCAUCGAGAACAUCAAACAGAAGCUGGAAGAAGUAGUGAAACGGGAGAGAGAAACAAAGUCUAAACUGGAAGGCCUUAGAACACAUCUGAAUGCCACGAUGAAAGAUUUGACGGACACCAAAACUGAAGUUCAAGCUAUCAAAACAGAUUUACGUGUAACAUCGCAAAGCUCAACGGAAGCCGAAAUGAGGAUGGACAGUUUGGUAUCAAAAUUAGACGCGGAAACAAUGGACAUUUCCAUCGAUCGAAUCCCGACAUCCUGCAAGGAUCUACAUCAAAUUGGGCACAGGAAGAGCGGACUCUACUCUGUGAUGGGAACAAAUCAAGUGGAGACUGUGUACUGCAAUUUCGCUAAAGAUCCUGAAGGAGCGGCAGAAUUCCAGAAAUGGAUUGGCUACGAAGACGUCCAGUCGGUGCCCACUUACUUUUACGUAAAAAAGACGCAGAUUUCUCAGCCAUGGAUAUUCCAAUUCCGUACGAGAUUGAAGUGGUGAACACGGGAAACGCUAUGCACAAAUCAACUGGGAUAUUCACAGCGCCCAGGAAUGGCACUUACUUCUUCUCCUUCAACGGGUUGGCCAUCUUCCCACCGUUGGCGUCCAAAUUGGGAGCAAGUCUGUACUUUAACGGUACUCCGAUCGGGAUGAGUUUUACUCGAGAUGCAAGUCCGUCCGAAGAUCAAAUCAUUCCCGUUACGCUACAAUCAACACUGAAACUAAAAGCAGGAGAUAAAAUCUGGGUUCAGAUUACGUACCUUUCCAAAGGCGUGGCAUUGUUUGACGACUCGGAUAAUCAAACUCAUUUCACUGGUUUCCUGUUACAAGAAGACAUUUCUUCAUUAUGACGCAUUAAAAACGUAACUUUUAUUUAUUUAUUGGGUAAAUUAUUGAAGUAAAAAUACACCGUAAAGUAAUGUGAAAUAAAAAUACCAUUAUCCGUCCUUGAA